AUGGCUCGCUUCAGUCUGUCUCUCUUUACCGUCUUCCUCGUCCUCGCCGCAUUCGCGAUUGCCCUACCGACAAAGCGUGAUGCGGACCAGGCGAGUGAUCCCUUAGCCGGUACUUUGGGCAUGUUGGAUCCCGUCACAAACAUAAUGCAAGACCUGGGCCUGGAUUCUCAGCCCUCGUCGUCAGCCCACGCCUCUGCAGCCUCUGCCACUAGCGCCCCAACCUCAACACCGAGCCAGCGGGCUGCAUCGAAGCCGGACCGGACGCAGCAGGGGCGCAAGAUGAUCAAGCCCGCCGUCGGCGAACCCACCAAGACGGACAAGGAGCCGUAUACGGGCAACUUCGUCACUCCGACUGCGAGUGAGACUCCAGCGCACCACUAUGACAACCCUAGCCCUCUAGAUAAGAUUCCCAUUGUCGGUAAGCUGCUGAAGGGUGGCGGUCUUUUCUAA
Messenger RNA from Penicillium riverlandense, 450 nucleotides. RefSeq lists its product as uncharacterized. The record is from RefSeq and is a predicted model, not a curated record. The transcript is spliced from 2 exons. The coding region runs from base 1 to 450 and encodes 149 amino acids. NCBI's taxonomy places the organism in Eukaryota, Fungi, Ascomycota, Eurotiomycetes, Eurotiales, Aspergillaceae.